AGAUAAAUCAGCCAAUCAUGCAGGCAAGGAGCAUUUGUGUAAAUAAGAAAAGAUCAAGGGGCAUAGUUGAGAAGAUAUAAAUAACUCACUGUACUCUGUAGGAGGCAAAAGGCAAAGAGAAAAGCGGAAUAAAUAAAUACCAGAAAUUCACCAUCACACACACACACACACAGAGAGAGAGAAAAAGGUGUGGGUCGGUCAAUUUGUAAAGCAGAGGAGUGGUCAGUCAUUGGAAAACCUCCCGUUGUCGGUGUAAUGAGGAAGGACGGAGCGCCGCCCACCGCCGCCGUCAACCCCGUCGCAAAGAUCUUCCUCUGCUUCGAGACCAAGUCCUUCCUCGUCACAUUGCUAGCCCUAACCCUUGUUACUCUGGUUUGGAAUCUCCAGCCCUACUACCAGACCAUCCUCUCCGCCACCUCCCGUUGCUCCGCCGUUGAAUCUCUCCCCAUUAAAUCUGCUAGCAGCAUUGUUGGCGGUGGAGGCGUCGCCCCUCUUACAGAGAAGAAGCUGGUUAGCAGCCCUCCCGCCGACCCUAACAAGCGCAUCUUCCAAUCAUUCGGCAGCGCCGCCGCUCUCUUCGUCCAGAUGGGGGCCUACCGCGGCGGUCCGACCACAUUCGCGGUGGUCGGUCUCGCCUCGAAACCCCUCCACGUUUUCAGCCGCCCGUGGUACAAGUGCGAAUGGAUCCCAAACAACGGCAAUUCCUCAAUUAGGUCAAAGGCCUACAAAAUUCUCCCCGAUUGGGGGUACGGCCGCGUCUACACAGUCGUCGUCGUCAAUUGCACGUUCACGGAGAAUCCCAACGCCGACAACAGCGGCGGCAAGCUGAUGGUGUACGCCUACUACGGCGAGUCCCCGCGCAAGUACGAGAAGUUCACCGCCCUAGAGGAGGCGGCCGGCUCAUACGACGAGUCCAAGUACGCGCCGCCGUAUAAAUACGAGUAUCUCUACUGCGGCUCCUCCCUGUACGGGAACCUGAGCGCCGCCAGGAUGAGGGAGUGGGUGGCGUACCACGCGUGGUUCUUCGGCGCCAGCUCACACUUCGUAUUCCACGACGCCGGCGGGGUGUCGGCGGAGGUGAAGGCGGUGCUGGAGCCGUGGAUAAGAGGUGGGAGGGUGACGCUGCAGGACAUUAGGGCUCAGGCGGAGUUCGACGGGUACUACUACAACCAGUUUCUGGUGGUGAACGAUUGCCUCCACCGGCACCGACAUUCCGCCAACUGGACAUUCUAUUUCGAUGUGGACGAGUAUAUAUACAUCCCCGAUGGAGACUCUCUGGAAUCAGUCCUCCACGACUUCUCCAACAACACGCAGUUCACAAUUGAGCAAAACGCCAUAUCCAGCGUCCUCUGCUUGAACGAUUCAACCCAGGAUUACUCCAGGCAAUGGGGAUUCGAGAAGAUGGUGUUUAGGGAUUCGAGAACGAAGAUAAGGAGAGAUCGGAAAUACGCAAUUCAGGCGAGGAACGCGUACGCGACGGGGGUGCACAUGUCGGAGAAUGUCGUCGGCGGAACAUUACACGACACAGAGUCAAGAAUAAGGUACUACCACUACCACAGCACGAUCACCGUCCACGAGGAGCUAUGCCGGAAUAUGCUUCCGAUGUCGGCCAAGAAGGCCACAACAUACCUCGACAAGAUCCCCUACGUGUACGACGACAAUAUGAAGAAACUCGCACCGACGGUCAAGAAAUUCGAGAGGGACACCAUCGGAGUUGGUUCACAGCGACGGCGGCGCCUCUUACAUUCUUGAAUUAUUAUUAAAAAAAAAAAAAAAAAAAA
Molecule: messenger RNA, 1781 nt
Organism: Erythranthe guttata (spotted monkey flower)
Lineage: Eukaryota; Viridiplantae; Streptophyta; Magnoliopsida; Lamiales; Phrymaceae
Gene: GALS1
Product: glycosyltransferase family protein (DUF23)
Cellular component (GO): cytoplasm
Molecular function (GO): glycosyltransferase activity
Source: RefSeq, a predicted model, not a curated record